Manis pentadactyla (Chinese pangolin) is the source of this 2351-nucleotide messenger RNA. It is a transcript of the gene CAT, whose product is annotated as catalase. NCBI's taxonomy places the organism in Eukaryota, Metazoa, Chordata, Mammalia, Pholidota, Manidae. Gene Ontology annotation, molecular function: heme binding; catalase activity. The record is from RefSeq and is a predicted model, not a curated record. Gene Ontology annotation, biological process: response to hydrogen peroxide; hydrogen peroxide catabolic process. Gene Ontology annotation, cellular component: cytoplasm; peroxisome; mitochondrion. The transcript has 13 exons. The coding region runs from base 111 to 1694 and encodes 527 amino acids.
GUCUGAGCCGCCUACCCGGGCCGCGGGCCUGCGGACUCGUUCUCCCCGCUGAGGGUGGAUACGCGUGAACCGAGAGCGUGUGCAGCGUUCUGCCAAGCCAGUCGGACACCAUGGCUGACAGCCGGGAUCCAGCCAGCGAUCAGAUGAAGCUUUGGAAAGAGCAGCGGGCCGCGCAGAAACCUGAUGUCCUGACCACCGGGGCUGGUAAUCCCAUAGGAGACAAACUCAAUGUUAUGACAGCAGGGCCCCGUGGGCCUCUUUUGGUGCAGGAUGUGGUUUUCACUGAUGAAAUGGCUCACUUUGACCGCGAGAGAAUUCCCGAGAGAGUCGUGCAUGCUAAAGGAGCAGGGGCUUUUGGCUAUUUUGAGGUCACACAUGACAUCACCAAAUACUCCAAGGCAAAAGUGUUUGAGCAUAUUGGAAAGAAGACUCCCAUUGCUGUUCGAUUCUCCACUGUUGCUGGAGAGUCGGGCUCAGCAGACACAGUUCGUGACCCUCGUGGGUUUGCAGUGAAAUUUUACACCGAGGAUGGUAACUGGGAUCUUGUUGGAAAUAAUACCCCCAUUUUCUUCAUCAGGGAUGCCAUAUUGUUUCCAUCCUUUAUCCAUAGCCAAAAGAGAAACCCUCAAACACACCUGAAGGAUCCAGACAUGGUCUGGGACUUCUGGAGCCUGCGUCCUGAGUCACUGCAUCAGGUUUCCUUCUUAUUCAGUGACCGAGGUAUUCCAGAUGGACAUAGGCACAUGAAUGGAUAUGGAUCACAUACCUUCAAGCUGGUUAAUGCUAGUGGAGAGGCAGUUUAUUGUAAAUUCCAUUAUAAGACUGACCAGGGCAUCAAAAACCUUUCUGUUGAAGAUGCAGCAAGGCUUUCCCAGGAAGAUCCUGACUAUGGCCUCCGGGAUCUUUUUAAUGCCAUUGCCACAAGCAAUUACCCCUCCUGGACUUUUUACAUCCAGGUCAUGACAUUUAAUCAGGCAGAAACUUUCCCAUUUAAUCCAUUUGAUGUUACCAAGGUUUGGCCUCACAAGGACUACCCUCUUAUCCCUGUUGGUAAACUGGUCUUAAACCGGAAUCCAGUCAAUUACUUUGCUGAAGUUGAACAGUUGGCCUUUGACCCAAGCAACAUGCCUCCUGGUAUUGAGCCCAGCCCUGACAAAAUGCUUCAGGGCCGCCUUUUUGCCUAUCCUGACACUCACCGCCACCGCCUGGGACCCAACUACCUUCAGAUACCUGUGAACUGUCCCUUCCGUGCUCGAGUGGCCAACUACCAGCGUGACGGGCCCAUGUGCAUUCAUGACAAUCAGGGUGGUGCUCCAAAUUACUACCCCAAUAGCUUUAGUGCCCCGCAGCAGCAGCGCUCUGCCCUGGAGCACAGUUUCCGGUGUUCUGCAGAUGUGCAGCGCUUCAACAGUGCCAAUGAUGAUAAUGUCACUCAGGUGCUGGCUUUCUAUAAUAAAGUACUGAAUGAAGAGGAGAGGAAACGCCUGUGUGAGAACAUUGCCGGCCAUCUAAAAGAUGCACAACUUUUCAUCCAGAAGAAAGCGGUCAAGAACUUCAGCGAUGUCCAUCCUGACUACGGGGCCCGCAUCCAGACUCUACUGGACAAAUACAAUGCUGAGAAGCCGAAGAAUGCGAUUCACACCUUUGCACAGCAUGGGUCUCACUUGGCUGCAAGGGAGAAAUCGAAUCUUUGAGGGUCAGGGGCCCUGUUUCUGUGGCAAGUUGCUCUUCGCCUAUGAAGCAAAGCAUCAUAUUCACACGUUCUCACUCUUCGCUGCAUAAGAGACUCUUCUGUGCUGAAUGUGCAAAUACAAGCUUACGUCUUUAAAGUGAUAAUCCAGGUUUCUAUAGCAAAUAAUAGCAAAAUGUAAUAAUGACUUUUCUUGCUAUUUCCCUAGGGUAAAAUGAAGGCUAGAGCUUAACAGUCAUUUAAAAGAAAUACGUAUUUGCUUUUGAUAGUUGGUUGGAUUAUUCACUUAAAAUGACUAGAAUGAAACUUUCUAGCAGAAAUAUGAUUUUAUUAGAUAAGAAAAAAUAUUGGUGAAAUUACUAUGUUUACAUGUCAUCUCAUUGUCUAUAAUUAAAAUAUGGCUAUAUUACACAAUAAGAAAAGAUAAUCUCAGAAAUUUAAAUUUUUCUAAAUUUAUAGAAAAAACACAUUUAAUGCAUUGGUGUCUUUUGAAAAUAAAUUCAGUACCAUCAUGGCUUAAUGCUUAUUCCCGCUUUGAAUUGAUGAGGUUUCCUUUUUUUUAAAAUUUGGAAUUACAUUUGUGCUAAUACAGCAUUGAUUUUGCAACAGACUGAUUUGUAAUUGCUUACAUUUUUACAAUAAAAUAAUCUGUACAAAAGAA